AGAUAGUCAGGGUAGAGCUGUGAUAUGCGAUGGUUAACAUUGAGAUGAUAUCAUCUGAGUUUCUGCAUUCGUUCAUGUAUGAUUGCAUAUCCUCAUUCAACCGAAUUUAUUUAUACAAUGUUUGAAGCAUCCUUGUUGAGUUAAGGUGUGGAUUAUGCGAUAAAUAAGAAGUUCUCUUCCUUUUUCAAUACAAGGAAAAUAACUUUCAUUUACGGUAGAAAUGUAUCUUAUAUUGUACAAAUAUCAUUUAAAUAAAACUUGGUGGUAAUGAACGGAUAAUGAUGUAGUGCGCGUUACCUUUUCUAGGAUACGCCAUGACUAAAUUGUAUGCAGCAACCGGUACUGGCAUGGAUCAGUGGAAUUUGUAAUUUAUAGCCACAUUUCCAACGUGUUGUUGUGAACUGACCAAAUAUUGUGAAUGACUUGACUUCGUGUUUUCUUAAUAAACCAUUGACUUAUAGCGUUAUGUUGGUCCUCACUGAUGUCACUCAGUCAACCAUGUCAGGUCAGCCAGUCGCGGAUGAAACAACUGUAUCCAUGGAAACCAGCACAGUUGCAGAGACGACUAAUAUAACCCGGACAACCACGCCGUAUCCUACAACUGAGAGUACAACUAUUUCCAUCGGGGAAACAAAUACUUUGACAGGUGUUCUACAUUCCACGGAAUCCAAAGAUGGACUCAUUGCUGGCCUCGUGAUUGGUGCGCUUCUGUUUGUGGGGUGGCUAUAGUCCUUGGGAUAUGGAUUUACAAGAAGAAAAGCAGCAAGAUAAGGUCAAGUGACUCCAAAGCCAAGCAGAUUACUAUGCAAAAAGACGCAAGGUUAGAUGAUAUGGAAACCGAAGACGGAACGUACGAAGAUACAGACAUGCGUGAUAACAGCGGUCGUUCGGAUAUCGAAAUGCAACCGGCGCAUGUGUUGCACAGCCAUGGAUUUGCCGCAACUAAUAAUAGAGCUGUACCGCCAAAACCACCGAGGCUCUUCAAGUACACGAACCAAGAAUUUGAUGACGCAAAUCAGGCGGAGAAAGACGACAGGGUCAUUCGGUCAGAGGAAACAUCACAGGCAGCGGAUGACGACGAAAAUAUAUAUCUAUAUGCGGAUGAUGAACCAAACAUAAAAAUUGAUCGUACAAUACCAAGUGAAUACGUACAGUACAAUCCUGAUUCAGACCAUGAAAAUACAGAUAAUCCUAAAUCUAUUGAAGAUGAUUGUACGUAUAUGAACGAUGAAUCUUUUUCUAAAACCGACAGCGAUGUCAAAGAAUAUGAUAAUAUAAAAACAAAUCCUGGACCAAAUGAGAAACGCAGUCAUACAGAUGUUGAACACAAUAACAGACAAAGUGAUGCGUCCGUGGGAAAAAAAUAUAUAGACAUGAAUGCGUCUCCUGAACCGACCAAGAAAUUAUUGCAUGUGAACACUGAUUUAAGGCUUAAUAUUUUGGGCUAUGCAGAGUCAGGUGGUGAGGACUAUUCACCUGAUCUAGAAACACCAGACUACGAAAACAGUGGGAACAAUAACAUACCAAACAACGCCGAUAGUGAUACAGGCAGUGAAGAAGAUGAAUAUUACAUAGAAAUGAAAAUGGUAACCAUAGAAAGACGAACAUCUGGAGGAAGCUUCUGUAGCAAAAACUAAAGCAAUGCCAAAAUGCAAGGAACAAUCAGUGGAUAGGUCGGCAAUGGCUAAGCCUAUAGUAGUUUCCAAUGAAAUAAUUGAAUCAAAGAUACCACUACCUCCGCCAAGGCGGUCUAAAAAGAUCAAAGCUAAGGAAAUAGGUACCUCAAAAGAAAUAAUACCGGGUAGCAAUAACGUAUCAGACAUGAGAAUGACUGGUGAUAACGAUGAGAGUCAAUAUCUGAAUGAGAAUAAAUCCAAAGUUGAAGAAGAAAAAGAUGAAGACAAUAGUGAACUCAAAACAGAGAAUGAUGACUAUGAUUAUGUAUAUCCUGAUUAUAAAGGUGAAGAUAAUGAUUCAGCUGAAGCACAUUCUAUGCAUUAAAUGCCGAUAUGUAUUAUGAGCAUUCGAUUGAACAAAACUUGUUUCAGGUCAAUUUUGGUCUUAUAAACUGUAUUGGGCGUAUCAUGUAGGAAUAUUGUUUAAUAACAAAAUAACAUGUACAUGUAUACAUUAACAUUUAAACCCUUCUGAUACGUAUGAUAAAGAGUAAGACACGACGAAUAACAAUGUCCUGUAAGUUUUCAAACAUGCAGUUCAAUUACAUCGUGUUGAAAUACUUAAUUAUUUGUAUUAUUGUAUACUUAAGUUGGAACACGUGUGCCUCUAACAAUCAAUGCUUACGUUUUGAUUUAAAAUUUGAUAAAUAAAGAAAAUAGCACUAUUUCCAUCGAUGAAUUAGUAAUAUUGAAAAUGCAACUAUUCGUAUUGUGCGUUCUUACUACAUGUGAGUGUAAAUGAUUUCAACUUGAGCUGAGUUAUGUUAAAUCUAUGAAUAACAUUUAGGCAUAACUUAAUUUAUUUUGUGUGUACUUGCUGUAAAUUUAUUUGUUUAAAAUUAUGUGUUCAAUAUAGUCACAUCUAAACGCUUUGCAAGCUUUGCUCAACUCAGCAUUUCCUUCAAACUUUGCAGAACUCAAAUAAUUCGAAUGUUACCAAACUCGCUCGUAACUAUUGAGAUCAAAUUAGCAUUUGUUCGCAUUUAUUAUUGAGCAUGUCAUAUAAAAUUGGUGAUAAAAACUGCUUAUUUC
Messenger RNA from Dreissena polymorpha, 2708 nucleotides. RefSeq lists its product as uncharacterized. NCBI's taxonomy places the organism in Eukaryota, Metazoa, Mollusca, Bivalvia, Myida, Dreissenidae. The transcript is spliced from 5 exons. Bases 804 to 1637 code for a protein of 277 amino acids. The record is from RefSeq and is a predicted model, not a curated record.